AGAGGCCCCGCCCUCCCCCUCGAGCCCCCGCCCACGUCUUUGCUCGUGCGGCUCCGCCCGUUGCUGCUGCUCGGAGCCGCGCGCCUCGGUUCCCAUGGCGCUCGCGGACAGAGGUCCCUGAGGCGGGGGACGGCCCCCGACGUGAAACAUGACGGCCCACUCGCCCCUGCAGGCCGUCCCGCAGGACACGGUGAACCGCAAUGCGCCGGCCCUGCCGCCGACGUUCCUCAACCUGCGCGUCUCGCACAACGAGUUGCUCACCGCCGAGCUCCUGCGAAAGCAGGGGCCUCCCGCAGACCUCGCCCCCCGCAGUCCAGCGGCCUCCUCUAGGGCUCCGCUCAACGGCCAUCAGCCCUUGAUGACGGCCGUGAGGCCUCACGAAAGCACAGGGCACUCGGAGCUGAGGCAGAGUGGAGCGCCGGACGGUUGCGGUGGCGGCGGAGACGGAGACCGGGACCGGCACGAGGGAUGUGACGGGGAGGACAGCCGAGAGGGCGGAGACGAAGACGACCCCAACCACAACCCCGGGACCACGCGGCCCCGCAUCCGGCACCGCCGCGGCAACGGCAAAACCCGUGCCGAGCCAGCCGAGAGUGCCGGCAACAAGUGCCCCCGCGCCGGUGCCGACGUGCAGAUCCGUGGCCCCGCCAGGGCCUUGGAGAGGAAAUCUGAGGUGCUCGGUGAUGGAACCAGUGACGCCCACAGCCGAAACGGGAGCGAUGGUGCCAGGGUGGAGAGCGAGACCAAGGUUGACAUAGAAGCAGAGGUGAUGAUGGAUGCCGGCAGGGAGAGCGGGGAGGAUGUUAGCGGGGAGGCGAAUAAUCCUCACAUGGGGAGCGACGGUGCGGGGCAAGAUGAGGACGUAGGAGCACGUCGCGAUGGCGGGAGUCCGGAGAGAGUGGUGGACCAGGGCAAGGGCAGCGCAGGCGGUCAGGAGGAGGAGGAGGUGAACGGCCGUGGAGACGCGGAAGACGCUGACGCACUGCAAGACGGGGCGCAGGGUCUGCGCAGCUUCUACGGGAUGCGCAACACGGGCGGCAGCGACGAGGACUCGAGCUGGACGACGCUGUCCCAGGGCAGCGCCGUGUGGAGCUCCCCCGAUGACGCCGACGAGUUGUGGGAUGACUGCUCGCAUGACGAGGCCGAUCCCGCGCUGCCACCCGGCUGGAAGAAGAUCCGCGACACGUCGGGGAUCUACUACUGGCACAUCCCCACGGGCACCACGCAGUGGGAGCCGCCCUCCCCGCCCAGCGCCACCUUCCCGCCGGCCACGGUGCCGGACAACUUGGAUCUGCACGCUGAGAGCACGCACCCCGACCCGAGCCUCAAGGAGUUCGAGGGUGCCACCCUGCGCUAUGCCUCCCUUAAACUCGGAGGGGACAUGGAUGAGGAGGAGGGGGACUGCAUGGGCUGUGAUCUUCCCUGUAACCCCGAGGCCAAGUGCUUCGCCGUGCGAUCGCUGGGCUGGGUGGAAAUGAGCGAGGAGGACUUGGCUCCUGGCCGCAGCAGCAUCGCCGUCAACAACUGCAUCCGCCAGCUGUCCUACCGCAAGAGCGACAUCCGAGACACGGCCGGCAUCUGGGGAGAGGGGAAGGACAUGUUCCUGCUGCUGGAGAAGGAUCUGCUGACGCUCGUCGACCCCAUGGACCAGGGCGUGCUGCACUCCCAGCCGAUCAUCAACAUCCGCGUGUGGGGCGUCGGGCGCGACAAUGGCAGGGACUUUGCGUACGUGGCGCGCGACAAGCUCACCCGCGUGCUCAAGUGCCACGUGUUCCGCUGCGACACGCCCGCCAAGGCCAUCGCCACCAGCCUCCACGAGAUCUGUGCCCGGAUCAUGGCGGAGAGGAGAAGCGCCAAGUCCUGCGCCAGCAGCUGUGCCGCCGAGCUCGGGCAGCAGCUUCAUGAAGCCCCUUUGCAAGUGGAGUUUCCCACGGCCAAGAUGGAGUCGGUGCAGAAGUUCCACGUGCUGUACGUGGGCUCCAUGGCGGUGGACAGGCCUGCGGGCAUGGAGGUGCUCAACGAUUCCAUCGAUGCGCUCAUGGCCAAGUCCGUGAAGGAAGACUGGGAGCCCGUCGUGAUCAACGUGGCCCCGGCCACUGUGGCCAUCUGCAAGGAAAAGGAGUCGCGUAGCAUAGAAAGUGGUGACGAGGAGGAGGGAGGUGAUGAGGAGGAGGAGGAGGAGGAGGGCGGUGAGCAGGGAGAUGAGGUGGUGUUUGAGUGCCGUGUGCGCUUCCUCUCGUUCCUGGGUGUGGGCCGCGACGCUCGCUCCUUCGCGUUCAUCAUGGCGGCGACGCCACACCGCUUCGAGUGCCACGCGUUCUGGUGCGAGCCCAACUGUGCGGGCCUCUCCGAGGCCGUGCAGGCGGCCUGCGUGCUGCGCUACCAGAAGUGCCUGGAUGCGCGCCCCGGGGCGCUGAAGCCGCGAGGGCCAUCGCAGCCGGCCGACUCUGUGGCGCGCCGCGUUGGCUGCAGCGUGCGCAAGGGCGUGCAGUCGCUCUUCGGCAGCCUGAGGCCUCGCCGCUCCCCGCUGCCCGACACCCCCUAGCCCCGUCCCUCCUGGGGACCUCUUCCCCAUCACCCCGUCCCCCCCGACCCCUCGACGAUGACGACGACGACGGCGGCCGCGGCCCUUCCUCUUCGUGAAACCUCAAGGCUGAAAUUCGGCUGAACAAAAGGAAAUGACAGUAACGGCAGGAGACGGGCCCCGACGAAUACAAACUAGAAAUGAUUUGUCAAAUGCAGUGCCGCGAAAAAAUGUCCGCCUUGAUCAGAGGCCUCGGCAUCUUCCAGUUGUCGCGCCGCCCACAGCCCUGCGUGGACACGGCAGCGAGCCCGUCGGCAUCGCCGCGGCGACGGGCAAGCUCGUUACACUCGGUGCCAUCAACACUUCGGGGCCACGUUGGCCCAGGGCUGUGCCGGUGGCCCCGCCGGACGGUAAGGUUCCUGUAGACGCCACGGUCGCCCUAAGACACGAAGAGGAGGGCGGCCUCGUGACGGAGCAAAGGCCCCAGCCUCCCUAGAGCCGCAUCUGAAAAACUCCCACGCUGGAGCCUUAUUUAGAGGGCCCGGCGUGACUGUCGAACGCGUGGCUAGGGCACGCCAUCGACUCAAAACACCGAAAUGGCCGAUAGAACCAGACGUUGGUGCCAAGUGGUCACGGUGCCUCUCCCGCACCGCGGGGCCUGCAGACCCCUCCACGUCUGCAGGUGUCGAUUGCGCUCGCGUUGUACGUCGAAGCCGCCUAGGCGUGCCCAUGUCUCCCGUUCUACGAGGGUCGCCGCGAUUCGACGAUACUACGGUGCACCGUACGAUUCACGGAUCAUGAGAAUCGUAACGUCCGUUUUUGCUAAAUAUCGUUAUAUCGUGAUUACCGUUGCUCAUUAUAGUUGCUUAAUAAUUUAUUUCCUGAUGAGAUAGUUGUGCAAUAAGCUACACUCAUAUUCAAAUUCUAAAGGAACAGUGAUCGCCCUUUCCAUUUGUUCCUUGCAAACGUGGAAGUUGAAUUCCGUAAUUAUUUCUUGUAACUGACAGCAUGCACGUUGUAAGCGUCGGGCAUAUAUUGAGUGAAAUGCAGGUGAAGACAUUAAUCUGUAUUUGAGAAGUAACAGCAGAGCAAUAAACACAACAUAGUAUAAAUGCCAAAUACAAUUACAAGCGUAUGGGAAACGUU
Molecule: messenger RNA, 3670 nt
Organism: Lethenteron reissneri (Far Eastern brook lamprey)
Lineage: Eukaryota; Metazoa; Chordata; Hyperoartia; Petromyzontiformes; Petromyzontidae
Gene: APBB1
Product: amyloid beta precursor protein binding family B member 1
Biological process (GO): regulation of DNA-templated transcription
Cellular component (GO): nucleus; cytoplasm
Molecular function (GO): transcription factor binding; amyloid-beta binding
Source: RefSeq, a predicted model, not a curated record